GUUCGCCAAGAGGGGAGAAACGAAACGACGUUGGAUUGCCGUUGCCCCAACACAAUUUCUAGAUUAGUUACAAGAUUUCUGACACAAGUUGCUCACAUACAACAGGCGUAGCUGCGAAUACGAGACGACAUCACAGCAAUGACGGGCAUCAUUUCGAUAUUAUCAAGACAAUUGCCGCGCAGCGUGCAGAAUGUGGGUCUCAAAACCGUGCGAAAUCAUGAAUUGCAGCUCAGCGCCCGUCAGUAUUCCCAACUAGCUAUUGUUGCGGCAACUCAGCAACAGCAGCAGCAGCAGCAACUGUUGCGUCGGGAGGCGCCUUCAACUCUGCGUUGCCAGGAUGCGAUGCGGGCGUUGGGCUGGCAAAGCUUUCACACUACCUCCAACUUGUGCUCGGCACAGGUGGUGAAGGUGCCUCCGUUCGCUGACUCCAUCACCGAGGGUGACAUUAAAUUUACCUGCAAGGUGGGCGAUUCGUUCGGAGCCGAUGAGGCCGUCAUGGAAAUUGAAACCGAUAAGACGACGAUGCCGGUGCCGGCUCCCUUUGCUGGUUCAGUGACGGAAAUUCUAGUCAGCGACGGAGAUACGGUUAAACCCGGUCAGGAGCUUUUCAAAAUGACGCCCGGCGCGGCUCCAGUCAAGGCCGCUGGUGCUCCUGCCCCGGCUCCAGCUGCACCCAAGGCAGCUCCCGCACCAGCAGCAGCUGCAGCACCCAAACCAGCAGCUGCGCCAGCUGCUGCACCAGCUGCGCCCAGAGCAGCACCACCACCGCCACCACCACCAGCAGCACGCCCACCACCAGCUGCUCCACGUGCCGCUGCCCUGCCCCCAGCAGCUAUGGCUCAGGUCAAAAUGCCACCUGUAGAUGGAUCACGUCAGAUUUUGGGCACACGCUCCGAGCAGCGUGUGAAGAUGAACCGCAUGCGCCAAAAGAUUGCGGCCCGCUUGAAGGAUGCACAGAAUACGGCUGCCAUGUUGACCACCUUUAAUGAGAUUGACAUGAGCUACGCAAUGGAUUUCAGGAAACAAAAUCUGGAUGCUUUCGUCAAGAAGUACGGCAUCAAGCUCGGUUUCAUGUCGAUCUUCGGUAAGGCCAGCGCCUAUGCUCUGCAGGAUCAACCUGUUGUCAAUGCUGUUAUCGAUGGCCAGGAUAUUGUGUAUCGUGAUUAUGUGGAUAUCUCAGUGGCUGUUGCCACGCCCCGUGGUCUGGUCGUUCCUGUUAUCCGUAACGUAGAGGGUAUGAACUAUGCGGAUAUUGAGAUUGCAUUAGCUGGCUUGGCCGAUAAGGCGAAGCGGGAUGCUAUCACCGUGGAGGAUAUGGACGGUGGCACCUUUACCAUUAGCAACGGCGGUGUCUUUGGAUCAUUAAUGGGCACACCCAUCAUUAAUCCACCUCAGAGUGCUAUCCUUGGCAUGCAUGGCAUCUUUGAGCGUCCCAUUGCCGUCAAGGGCGAGGUCAAGAUACGCCCCAUGAUGUACAUUGCCCUGACAUACGAUCACCGGAUCAUUGAUGGUCGUGAGGCAGUGUUGUUCCUGCGUAAGGUGAAGGCUGCCGUUGAGAAUCCAAGUAUCAUUGUUGCCGGUCUGUAAGGACAGUCGAAUUUGUUAGUGCUGCGUCCACGUUGUUCUGUUGAUAUUAUCUAAUUGGCAACUUACAAAAUAAGGAAGCACACCCAAAUUGUUUGUAUAGAAUCAGAACCAAUUUUUCAUUUAAUGUAAAUUAUUUUAAAUUUUCGAGAGUGUCACAAAUCGAUCAACAUUUUGGUUUAACAUUAGCGAAUAACACAUACACACACUCACAUGAGACACUUAAUAAAAUUAUAAUGCGACGUGGAACUGUUUUCAAAACUUAUCCUAUUUUAGUAUAUUUAUUUUCUGCACCUAAAAAAAACAAUGUAAUCUGCACCUGCCCGAGAUGCAAUAUCGUUAAUAAAUACGAUAUCGUAAUCGAUACUCAACCAAGUGU
Messenger RNA from Drosophila innubila, 1963 nucleotides. Its product is annotated as dihydrolipoyllysine-residue succinyltransferase component of 2-oxoglutarate dehydrogenase complex, mitochondrial. The transcript is spliced from 7 exons. Gene Ontology annotation, biological process: tricarboxylic acid cycle. Gene Ontology annotation, cellular component: oxoglutarate dehydrogenase complex. NCBI's taxonomy places the organism in Eukaryota, Metazoa, Arthropoda, Insecta, Diptera, Drosophilidae. The coding region runs from base 139 to 1587 and encodes 482 amino acids. The record is from RefSeq and is a predicted model, not a curated record. Gene Ontology annotation, molecular function: dihydrolipoyllysine-residue succinyltransferase activity.